This is a messenger RNA of Cephus cinctus (wheat stem sawfly), 1498 nucleotides long. Its product is annotated as non-homologous end-joining factor 1. Gene Ontology annotation, molecular function: DNA end binding. The transcript has 6 exons. The coding region runs from base 277 to 1422 and encodes 381 amino acids. Gene Ontology annotation, cellular component: nucleus; DNA ligase IV complex. Gene Ontology annotation, biological process: double-strand break repair via nonhomologous end joining. Lineage: Eukaryota; Metazoa; Arthropoda; Insecta; Hymenoptera; Cephidae. The record is from RefSeq and is a predicted model, not a curated record.
GGUGCCAGAUGCCAUUCAGAGAUUCAAAUCGACAAUUCAUUCGGCACAGUCAAUCGCAGAAGGUAAUACAUCAGAAAGCGUACGUUAAAGUGUCGCGAUGCUCCGCUAAGAGCGCUCUCGUCGUUUCUAUUCGAAUCGCGUGUGUCACUCGAGUCUGAAAACACUGAAGUUAUUUUGACAAAAAAAUUGUAUCGAUAUAUCUUAAAAUAUUUGUGCUAUCAUCGGAUGAGGAAGGAACCUCCAAAUUUGACGGUACAAUGAGGAUUCUAAGAGACAAUGGAUGUCGCAGAAGCUUCUGAGCGCAGAAACUACAGCACAUGGGCGCAAUUGGUCCAGCGUCUCAACGAAAGACAUGAAGAUUCAUUCAAGAUCAAUGGUGCGUCCUCCUUGUCUGUCGCGAGCAAAGCUCUUAUCGAUCGCACCGAUUUACUUGAAAGUGGCAUCCUUUCUAAGAGCAACGAUACUCUGGAAUACGGAAUGGAGAACUGUGGAUUUCCAUAUUACAGGAGCUGCGCCAGUGACAGGGGUCCGUAUGACGCUGUCCUUGUCAAAGAUGUAGGUGUCUCCUGUACGAUAACGGAUAAGGAUUCCAAAAAUUCCAUACUCGAGAAUUAUUUAUUGGACAGGCUCAAAACAGAGUAUAGCGAUCUCUCGACAAUCACCAAGAAGAUCGGCGUUUACACGAAGGACAUUCUACAGAGUCUGUCCAGUAGGAGCAAAGGGAUGGCUAGAUCCAUCCGCAAAAAUAUACGUCAACCAGAGGCUGGAAGGUCCAGUGAAAAAUCGAAAUUUUUACAAAAAUUAACUUCAGAAUCGACAAGCACACCGGUCGCUCUGCAAUGCUCGGAUCAGAACGGAAAUCCUUGUCUCAAGUUAAGACUCGAAGGACCUCCACUUCCUGUACCGAAACGAAGAUCCGUCUCAAGGAACGAUACAUCGGUAAAUCGGUUCCUGAAUCCUUUAGCCACGAAACCACCAAAUCCGCCAAAGAACUCACCAGGAGACUCGAGGAGGAACAUGGGAAAGAAUCGGGUGCUCGUGUUACGCCAAGAUGAAUCCACGUGUCGUCCGGUGGACAGUGUCAAGCGGAUAUUUCCAAAGGAGCGCGAAAAAGCAGAAGUCCAUUCGUCAGGAUGCAGCAGUUCCUCGAUUUACAACUUUCUCAUGUCCGGCAAACGAAAAUCCUGGCAGAAGGGAAGAUCGAUCGAGCCAGGCGGCGGCUGCUACGAGGGAAAUUCGGAGUGUCUCGAUCCCGGAAUGAUGGAAGAUGACGAAGCCUUGAGAGAACAGUAUCGGAUCCUCGUGCCGUCGAGGACUAAAGGAAAAUUGUCCGCUACCGGAAAGAGCUCGAAGGACUCUUGGUCCGAGACUUUCCAUGCCGUUAACAUUCGGAUAAUCAAACGCGCACCAAAGGAUUCCUGAGUCUCUUAAGUUCUCCUUAAGAGUUUACUCGACAUGUCGUUGGUGUAAAAGUCAAUAUAUCUUUAUUAUAACAGUC